Molecule: messenger RNA, 1971 nt
Organism: Bombina bombina (fire-bellied toad)
Lineage: Eukaryota; Metazoa; Chordata; Amphibia; Anura; Bombinatoridae
Gene: SPMIP10
Product: testis expressed 43
Exons: 3
Coding region: 182-595 (137 amino acids)
Source: RefSeq, a predicted model, not a curated record
GCUAGUAAACAUAGCCAGACAUGAACAUAAAGAGAGAAAACUUGACAAGAAGAAAUGAGAGGAUCAAGAACUGACUGGAGAUCAAAUUAAACUUAGAGAAAAAGAAAUUAAAAACUAAAAAAAGGAAGUGAAAAGUAUAAUGAUAUAGGCUAGGGAGGCUUAGAGAGAGGUCAAAUCAGACAUGAAGGACCAAAUGGAAAUGAUAGGAGCUAAUGAAGGACCGGCAGCCACCAGAUCUGUGGCAACCAUCACUGAUAUUAAAGGAUUAGCAAAUUCACACGUUCCUGAGUUCUCCAAGAGACAUCCUCUCAUCCCCAAGCGGUAUGUGAUGCCCUGGAAACAAGACAUGGUUAACAGGAAGCUUAUUACAAAGUAUGCAGAUCUAGUGGGGAUAUAUAAAGGUCCUCAUGAAGAAAGUCUGUUUUUGGAGAACAAAGAGAGGAUUUGUCAUGAAGAGGAGUUCAAAGUCAUCAAAGAGAAAAUUAAGGACCUGUCACUAAUGGAGAACACAGAUUUUCCCAUGCACUCUCCUCUGUACAAGUAUAAGAGUUACAUACGUAGACAUCACAGCAAAAAUCUCAGCCUGUUGAGUUAAUAAAACCAAAUGCCAACUGUGCAGACUGGCAGAUUCAUUUUUAAAAGACAGUCUGGUACACAAUAUUGAUCCCCUUGUAAUGCUAUUUUUUUACAUCUAUAAAACUGACUUUUCUUUCUAAAGAGCACAUUCUUUGUAGUGACAUAAUGGAGUGUAGUGUAUCAUUAGGCUUUUCUAACUAGUAGCUAGAUUCCAUUGUUUUAAAGCAGGACUGCCCAUACUUGAGUCAAAUAAGGAUCUACUUUUGUGAACCAUCUGUAUCAGUGUGAUUUAUAUUUGCACUUGCUAAAUGGAAAGAGAUCUGAGCUUGCACAUAUUGGUUACUGAAGUUCCUAAUGUCUUUAUGUUAAAGGGACAUUAAGCUAACCAUGUCAUUAAUUUUAAAGAUCUAUAGCUGAAACAUGUUGAUGUGCAUUUUAGUUUCCAAUUAAAACAGUUUUGCAACAUAAAAAAAUAUACAAAUCCCACCACUUCAAAUAUAAUUUUAUUGUGCAGUCAUAUCCAAAGAUAUCCAAUAACCCUACAAUAAUAUUAUAAAAAUAGAUCAAAUACAAUGAGGCCCCAAUACAUCAAUUCCCCCAUACACUUUACAUAUAUACUGGGAAAAAAAAAUCACCCCAAGGAAUCCCAAAGGGGCCAUUGUAAAUAGGACUGAAUCACAUGAAUUAGGUUCCCUAUAUGUAAAGUGUCAAUUGUGCUAUCCACUUAAUUUUGUAAUCCACAAUCAUUAAACACUGCUGUCCUUGGGAAGCAUAUAAACAGCAAAGUCUGGGUGACACUCGUUUCUGGAUUCGGCCCUUUCUCAAGGAGUCUGCUGUAUUGGUUCACAUGGUGGGGUAGAUUUAUUAAUAGCCUAGUGGACAUUAUGCGCUAGUGAACUGCUUGUGCAAGGCUGCUCCAUGCUCACUGCUAUCAGAGGCUGUCACUCAUCCCGAUGGCAUCAGGAUGAUUUCAAUCCGCCACCUAAAAGGUGGCGGACAAGUUAAGAAUCAGCGGUCUUACAAUAAGGCUCCGAAGCAGCAUGCGCUGCUUAAUAAAUGGACCCUGGUGCCUCUAAAUAGUCCACUCCUGUUAACUGGUUGGAUAAAAGUUCUAUUUAUAUAUAAUCAGUUUGUAAAUUAAAAAUGAUGCAUGCUACAUACUUGUUCUUAAUACAGCAGUUAUAUAUUAUACUAGCUGCUUGCUUUUUGUCCUAUUAUUACAUAGUAAAUAUAUAUAAGAAAUAAUGUUAUUGUUUCACACUACUUUAUUUAUAUUUUUUCUAUUCAGAUAAACCAAAAUUAUUAUGCUCAACAUGAAUUUGUACUGAUAGAUCCUGAUCUACCUUUUGGACACACGUGUUAUUUUAUAUCUAAAUAAAUGUACUUUUUAAAGCA